AUGGCCCUCCAAAAAUCCGAAGCAGUGUGCUUCCACUCAGCUCGGAAAGGGCCACCUCAAGGCGCGAAUCUCGUAGUCGGGGGUGUCACCAUUGCUGUCCAGCCGAAGCUCAAGUAUUUGGGCCUCGUGCUGGACAGCAAAUGGAGAUUCGACCACAAUUUUAAAGCGCUGGUUCCGAGGCUCAUGGGGGCGGCAGGUGCGCUGACCCGUCUUCUUCCCAACGUCGGAGGAUGCAGCGUCGGUACCCGGCGACUGUAUCUUGGGGUGGAGCACAGUAUGGCCCUGAACGGUGCUCCCGUGUGGUCGCCCGCACUCUCCGCGCGAAAUGCGGCUCUGCUGCUUAGAGCUCAACGGGUGCUCGCGGUGAGGGUCAUCAGGGGGUACCGCACCAUCUCUCAGGAUGUGGCCUGCGCCCUCGCCGGAUCCCUACCCUGGGACCUCGAGGCCGAAAUCUUGGCUGCGAUAUAUCGGCGUAGGGCCUGCGCCCUGCGCCUUGAAUCGGGGACGGUCGCCCGGCCCGUCGGCUGUUGGUCGGUGUAA
Molecule: messenger RNA, 540 nt
Organism: Bombyx mori (domestic silkworm)
Lineage: Eukaryota; Metazoa; Arthropoda; Insecta; Lepidoptera; Bombycidae
Exons: 1
Coding region: 1-540 (179 amino acids)
Source: RefSeq, a predicted model, not a curated record